AUGGCGACACCUCAAGCAGGUCCUUCCAACCCUGCUCAGGCUCCCCCUUAUCCUCAGCAAUCUCAAGUAUCAACCGAUAACAAGCGAGGAGCAGAAGGUGAUGCAGACGCUGUCAGAAGACUAAAACACCCUCGUCCACCUCUUCCUCCCCCUCACGUCUUACAAUCUCUCGUACCGGACUCACCAGCAUUCACCGACCUUUUGAAACUGGAACAGAAACUCGAUUGGACAUUAUUGAGGAAGAAGGCUGAGAUCAACGAUGCCUUAGGUAAACCAAUCAGAGUGAAAAGAACCUUGAGGGUGUUCAUCUCCAAUACAGCACACGAUCAAGAAUGGCAAAAAGCUCAAGCCGAACCAGCACCUGAACCCGCGCCUACUGCUGCAGAAGGCGCUCCCGCAGCUGAGAAUGGAAAGGAGAAGAAAGAAGGCGAUGGGGACGUGUCAAUGACCGAUGCUGCUCCUGUAGCUGCUGCUGGUGCCGUACCUCCUCAACAGGAGAGCAAGACGGAGACACUGGGACCGGACGUAGAUGUCAAUACCGGUAAAGGAAUAGCAGGAUGGGUGAUGAAGAUUGAAGGCAGACUACUGGAUUCUGGGAAUACGAGAUUGGAUCGAAACAAGAGGAAGUUCUCGACUUUCUUGAACCGUGUGGUGGUGGAAUUCGAUAAUAGGGAAGCACCUACUUUCCCCGAAGGCAAUAUAGUUGAGUGGCACACCCAAAAUCUUGCACCGCCCUUAGACGGCUUUGAGAUCCUUCGAAGGGGUGAUCGAAACAUCAAUGCUAGAAUUAUAAUACACCUGUCCCAUUCACCUGAUAGGUUCAAGGUGUUACAACCACUCGCGGACCUGAUUCAGAUGAAGGAAGGAACGAGAUCGGAAAUCAUCAAUGCAGUUUGGAAGUUGGUCAAAGUGGUUGGAGCGCAAGAUAAAGACGAUGGAACGGUGAUCAAGCCUGUUGGAGGGUUGGAUAAGAUCUUCCCACAAGGUCAAGAGACAAUAGCAUUCCACCAAUUACCAGAAAUCGCAACUCGGUGUCUGACUCAUCCUGAUCCUAUUGUCAUUCCUUAUACCGUACAAGUCGACAAAGAUUUCAACUUCCAUCCUAAGUGUUUCGAUAUACCUAUCGAACUUGAAGAUCCCCUCAAGUCAAAGAUGUCAAGUCUCGUACAGAGUUUCGAAGGUAAAGAAGGUAAAGAGAUUGUACAACUGGAAGAUAAAGUUGGAGAAUUGGCUUAUUUCGCCAGGGAUGUUAAGCAGAAGAGAGAUUUCUUGGAGUCCUUUGCCUCAAACCCGCAAGCAUUCAUCCAAAAUUGGCUCGCAGUCCAGGCAAGAGAUUUAGAUCAAAUGCUGGGCUACCAAAUUGGUACACCGGGAUUGAACGGUGGUAACAUUCGUGAAGAGGAUCUUAGACGAUCUGAUUUGUUCAGCUUACCUUGGGUGGAAGAGGCUGUCACGGUUCAUGAGUCCAUCAGGAUGGAACAAGAGAGAAGAUCGAAAACUCAUCAUCGAUAG
This is a messenger RNA of Kwoniella mangroviensis CBS 8507, 1512 nucleotides long. RefSeq lists its product as uncharacterized. The record is from RefSeq and is a predicted model, not a curated record. Gene Ontology annotation, biological process: regulation of transcription by RNA polymerase II. The transcript has 8 exons. NCBI's taxonomy places the organism in Eukaryota, Fungi, Basidiomycota, Tremellomycetes, Tremellales, Cryptococcaceae. The coding region runs from base 1 to 1512 and encodes 503 amino acids. Gene Ontology annotation, cellular component: nucleus; SWI/SNF complex.